Messenger RNA from Brassica oleracea var. oleracea, 426 nucleotides. RefSeq lists its product as uncharacterized. The transcript has 2 exons. The coding region runs from base 1 to 426 and encodes 141 amino acids. NCBI's taxonomy places the organism in Eukaryota, Viridiplantae, Streptophyta, Magnoliopsida, Brassicales, Brassicaceae. The record is from RefSeq and is a predicted model, not a curated record.
AUGACUAUAGCAAGAGGUUCACUACUACUGAGACUUGGCAACAGAUUCGUGCACGACAUCCGACUGUACCAUGGAGCAAGGCUAUCUACCGGUGAUCGAAUGCACGCAUGGGGUCAGGUUAAAGGCUGUUUAUUCUGUGGCGAGCCUAAUGAAACGACGGACCAUCUGUUUUUCGCUUCCCCUUACACAUACACGCUCUGGUUAGAGGCUGUUGGUACGCUUCUAGGUCGGUCUCCUGAUCCGGAUUGGGAAGAGACUCUUGCUCACCUUGCUACUCAUGGGUUUGAACGUCUCACCUACCUGCUGCUGCGGCUUGUGUUUCAGACCACUUUUUACAUAAUUUGGAGGGAGAGAGAAACUAUAGAAGGCAUCAUAAAAGACCUCGUCAAGUCGGGCAGUUGGCUAAACUCAUUGGGAAGACAGUGA